CGGCGCCACGCAAAAUACGGAAAUGAUCUCUGUUGGCUGUGGCUAAGAUGGCUGAGUAGUGAAGGAACUCGGGGUUUGAAUUAAAACACAGAGGAACUGAUUCGUUUAUUUGCAGAGACAGUGAAGGAGCAGGGCAGUGUAGCGGUGUAGCCGUGUCCGAGGUGUGCUUCUUACACAGCACCGGAUCACCAUGUCCCUGUUCCAGUCGGCUCUGGGCUUUCUGGCCGGUACCGGUUCCGGAGCCGCGAGCCGGGACCAGCACGACUUCGUGGGUCAGGUGGUGGAGCUCGGGGACACUAAACUCCGCAUCAGGAGGGUCAUCGCUGAGGGUGGCUAUGCUUUUGUGUAUGAAGCUCAGGACCUGGGGAAUGGUAGAGACUAUGCUCUGAAGAGACUCUUGUCCAAUGAAGAGGAGAAGAACAAAGCCAUCAUCCAGGAAGUGUGCUUCAUGAAAAAGCUGUCUGGUCACCCCAACGUGGUUCAGUUCUGCUCCGCAGCAUCCAUCAGUAAAGAGGAGUCUGACACGGGUCAGGCCGAAUUCCUCAUCCUGACUGAGCUGUGUAAAGGUCAGCUGGUGGACUUUGUGAAGAAGGUGGAGCUGAAAGGAGCUAUGUCAUGUGACACGGUGCUGAAGAUCUUCUACCAAUCAUGUCGCGCUGUUCAGCACAUGCACAAACAGAAGCCACCAAUCAUACACCGGGACCUGAAGAUUGAGAAUCUGUUGAUCAGCCAGCAGGGGACGAUAAAGCUGUGUGACUUCGGCAGCGCCACCUCCGUCACCCACUACCCCGACUACAGCUGGAGCGCACACAAGAGGUCCAUGGUGGAGGACGAGAUCACCAGAAACACGACGCCAGCGUACAGGACCCCGGAGAUGAUAGAUCUCUAUUCCAACUUCCCCAUCAAUGAGAAACAGGACAUAUGGGCUCUGGGCUGUAUCCUGUACCUGCUGUGUUUUAAGCAGCACCCGUUUGAGGACGGAGCGAAGCUCAGCAUCGUUAACGGCAAAUACAACAUUCCAGAGAACGAGAGCCGCUACACCGUCUUCCACCAGCUCAUCCGCUGCAUGUUGAAGGUGAACCCUGAGGAACGCCUGUCCAUCAAUGAGCUGGUCAAUCAGCUGCAGGAGAUUGCAGCUGCCCGUAACGUCAACCCUAAAUCUCCUGUCACUGAGCUGCUGGAACAGAACGGAGGAUUCGGCAGCAACGCAGCACCGCCGCUCACACACACCAACAACACACACCCUGCAGGUGUGUAUGGCGCUGACCCUGACCAGGGGAUGGGAGGCUUCCUGGACAUCCUUAAAGGAGGAACAGAGCGAUUCCUCACCAACAUCAAAGACACGUCCUCUAAAGUCAUUCAGUCUGUGGCCAGCUAUGCUAAAGGAGAUCUGGACGUGUCCUACAUCACCUCCAGGAUAGCAGUCAUGUCAUUCCCAGCUGAAGGGGUGGAGUCAGCUAUUAAGAACAACAUUGAGGAUGUGCGUCUGUAUCUGGACUCUCGGCACGCUGGUCACUACGCUGUGUAUAAUCUGUCCAGACGCUCCUACAGACCGGCUCGCUUCCACAACCGGGUGUGGGAGUGUGGCUGGCAGGUGCGGCGUGCUCCCACUCUGACCAGUCUGUACAGCGUGUGUAAGAACAUGCACCAGUGGCUCAAACAGGACCAGAGGAACGUCUGCAUCGUACACUGCUUAGACGGGAGAGCAGUGUCGGCUGUAGCAGUGUGUUCGUUCCUGUGUUUCUGUCGUCUCUUCUCCACAGCUGAGGCUGCAGUCUACAUGUUUAGCAUGAAACGCUGUCCACCGGGUAUCACACCCUCACACAAGAGGUAUAUUGAGUACAUGUGUGACAUGAUGGCAGAGGAGCCCAUAAUCCCCCACAGCAAGCCCAUAAUGCUCCACUCAAUCGUCAUGACGCCCGUGCCUCUCUUCAACAAGCAGAGGAACGGCUGCCGGCCCUUCUGUGAGGUGUACGUAGGGGACGAGAGAGUGGCCACUACCUCACAGGAAUAUGACCGGAUGAGGGAUUUUAAGAUGGAGGAUGGCAGAGCUGAGAUUCCCCUCAAUGUGUUGGUGCAAGGAGACGUGCUGAUUGUCAUCUACCACGCACGUGCCACACUGGGAGGACGCCUUCAGGCCAAGAUGGCCUCCAUGAAGAUGUUCCAGAUCCAGUUUCACACCGGCUUUGUUCCUCGAAAUGCCACAACCGUCAAAUUCGCCAAGUAUGAUCUGGACGCAUGUGACAUCCAGGAGAAAUACCCCGACCUCUUCCAGGUGAACCUGGACAUAGAGGUGGAGCCUCGUGAUCGCCCCGCCCACAAAACUCCGCCCUGGGAGAACUUCUCCACUAAAGGCCUCAAUCCCAAGAUUCUGUUCUCCAGCCGAGACGAGCAGCAGGAUAUCCUGGCCAAGUUCGGGAAGCCAGAACUUCCUCGGCAGCCCGGUUCUACAGCGUUCUAUGACUCGGGCUGUACAGAGCCGGACCACGCUCCUGAGGACCGGACCGCAGACUCUCCGUCACCGCCCAGCACCAGCACAGACUCCAACGCUAACAACUUCUUCCAGACACUGGACUGGGAGGACAUGAGCGGGCAGCACCAUCACUCGGACGGUGUGUCUGGAGCACUGGACGAGCCGGAUGAUCUGAGUGGCGGCGAAUCGGGCGAGGAAUCGGUCUCCUACUCCACACCUGCAGAGGGAACCAUGUCGCGUGAUGCCAGCGAACCUCUGUUUGAGGCGGAGUUCGUGACCUCCGACCCCCAACCGGACACUGAGGAUCUGCUGGGCCUCAACUCUGACCCCUGUCCUCUGGCCGUCGCUCCGGAAACAGAAAUGAAGACUUGCUCCAGUAACAGCGAUUUGCUGAAUGACCUGUUUGGCUCUGCCCCUGGCCCCUCCCACACAGGGGACACAGAGGAUCUGUUUUUCAACAACAGUCAACAGUCAAGUCAACCUUCAGCUGCCCCCACUUCUACUGCCCCCACUUCUACUGCCUCCACUUCUACUGCCCCCAAAGUGAAUGACCUGUUUGACCCGUUUGGUGUGGGGUCAGGGGUCACAGGUGGAUCAGACCUCUUCGGUGACCUGCUCGGGUCAGAGGGCAGUGGUUUCAAAGCUCCGCCUCCUGCCACUAACUCCAGUCUCUUCAACCUCAAUAAGCUCACGGGGGAUGUGCCCAAGAUGACAUCAUCAGCGAGCCAGCCUGAUUUAUUGGGUGGCUGGGACAGCUGGACCACUGGAACGUCCAGCACUGCAGCUAGCAUGUCUGCUAAUGCUAAAAAACCCGCCUUCACUGCUUCAGGUGUGUCCUCAUCCUUCUCAAAGGCCAAGUCUCAGAGCUUUGACCCCUUCGCUGACCUCGGGAACCUGGGCACCACUCUGCCAGGUUCCUCCAGCAGCGGGUUCUCAGGUUCUGGAUUUAAAGCAGUGCCCCCUGCUGGAACACCAAAGAGCUCGGGUCAGUCAUGGCAGCAGCAGCAGCAGCAGGCUUCAUCUCGACCUGCUAAUAAACCCUGGGUUCCUCCGAGCUCUGCCCCUAAAACCAGCAGCACCCAGUCAGCAAAACCCAACUACAACCUCAACUUCAGUGUGAUUGGAGGACGAGAGGAGCGAGGACUCAGGGGGCCGGGAUUCGGUCCCAAGCCCAAAGUGAAGGAGGAUGAUUUUGAAGAUUUGUUAUCCAAUCAGGGAUUCAGCUACAAACCCGAUAAAAAGGGAGGGCCUCGCACCAUCGCUGAGAUGAGGAAACAGGAAAUGAGCAGAGAUAUGGAUCCACUCAAACUACAGAUUUUGGACUGGAUUGAGGGGAAGGAGAGGAACAUCCGCGCUCUGCUCUCCACGUUACACACGGUGCUGUGGGAGGGAGAGACACGCUGGAAACCCGUCGGCAUGGCCGACCUGCUCACACCUGACCAGGUGAAGAAGUUCUACAGGAAAGCAGCCCUCAUCGUCCAUCCUGACAAGGCGGCGGGGAAGCCGUACGAGCAGUACGCCAAGAUGAUCUUCAUGGAGCUGAAUGACGCCUGGUCCGAGUUCGAGAACCAAGGUUCUAAAGCGCUGUUCUGAGUGACACUACCACACACACUCCUCCCUCUCGGGAAUCAGCCAGAGAGAUGGAGAGAGAGAAGGAGAGAUGAAGAGAUAGAAGGAGAGUUGGAGAGGAGCUGCUUCUUCACCCAGAAACCUGCUACAGAGAGAAACAAACACACGUCUCUGUAACUCAACAUGCCUUUAAACAGCAGACAGACAGGUGGCACAGCGGACCUGUCUGUCUCUCAGUGAAAGGACACACACACAGUUCUCACCUGCUCUCACACUGUGUGUGUGUGUGGUGUGUGUGUGUGGUGUGUGUGUGUGGUGUGUGUGUGGUGUGUGUGUGUGUAAGGGAACAGUAAAAGAAAUGAGUCACUUAAUGGUUUUUUUUUUAAUCUUGGUGUUCUGUCAUCUUUUUUCUGUUAUUUAUGUUACUCAUUACAUUAUCACCGAUCGAUAUAUCGUCUAGUGUGUGUGUGUGUGUGUGUGUGUGUGUCGCUGUGUGUGUGUGUGUCGCUGUGUGUGAGCUGAAUGUUUAUGAACAGCUUCUUAGUCCUAUUUAUUUGUUUGUGAGACUGGACACACAGGAGGCUGAUGUCACACACCUGAUGGAGAGAAACAACACAGUGAAGUGUGUGUGUGUGUGUGUGUGUGUGUGUGUGUGGGUGUGGGUGUGGGGCUACAACCAUUCCAAAGCAUCUCCAGAUGUGAAUGUGCUUUAUAGUCAAUUUCCUCUCAGCUGGAAUGUACCAUGACUUUUACUUACCUCUUCUUCCUCUUAUUAUUAUUAUUAUUAUUAUUAUUUUCCAGGGACGCAGCGAUGAUCCGAGGUCUGAGAAAUAAAAAAAACGUGGACUAAAUUAGAGAAGACGUCCAGCCUUCUGCUCUGGUCCACUGUGUUUGAUUAAUUAAUGGUUAAUAAUCAUUCCUAUCCAUUACCAGCAAGCUGUCUGUCCGGGCAGGAGUACACCGUCUGUCCACUUCACACCUCAGAGCUCUGAUCCUGCUGCGUCCUGCGGCUCUUAAUUUUCCCCCUCAAAAUGACCAAAUGUAUAUUAGCCUGUAUAUCACAUGACGACGUGUGUGUGUGUGAGAGAGAGAGAGAGAGUGUGUAAAUGAAGCUUUUGAUUAUGGUCAUGAAAUUCUCAUUUAGCCAGUUUAUUGACCAGUAACUGAUUUAGAGAGUGUAGCUCACUGGGUGGAGCGGAGUUCAGGAGAAAAAGCCGUGAUGCUGAAGGACUUGUGCAGUAUUAGUGGUGUUGCUGAGGAGGAGACACUGACGUGUGUGUGUGUUAGGUCAGUUAGAGCUCAGUGUCAGUGCUGCGGUCAGAGCGGACACACACGGGCUGAAACACUCUGGAUUACGAAGCUUGAAGCUUUCACAUGUAUCUGUGUUUGAAGUCAGUAUCUAACCAGCAGGGACAGUCAGCUCUCCCACCAUCACCAGUCACACCAGUACCUGUUAUGUCCUGUCCACUGUGCUAGCUGACCUCCUCUCAGCACAGACUGGAUUAGUAAUGAGUUACGUUAAUGCACUCAUCAUCUAUAAACAAUGAUUUAAGGAGAAAUGGAAUGUUCCAUUGCAAGCUUGAUAGGGGUGUGUGCCUGCUGGUUAGCGUGAAUCUUCAGAUUGAAAGGAAAUGGACGAUCUGAUCACAUCACUGAACGUGAGGAUGAUGAUGAUGAUGAUGAUGAUGAUGAUGAUUGUGUCUCAGUGCUCAUCAGUGUGCUCUGGUUCCUAAUCCUUCCAUCAUGUGGAGGAAGAGAACUCUAUCUGUAAAAUAAUGCUCUAUUUUGCUAAAGGACACGCCUCUUUAUUUUUUAGUUUCUUCCACAGAUGUUAAGAUCAUCCAGGGCCUUAAACCCGACUCUCCUGUUAUUUUUAUCUUAAAUCAGUCUUACUAAAGCGUCUGAUCGACAUGAUUCACCUGUUCUUCUUCUUUUUCGGACUGUAUGGAAAAAUAAACCAGAAUGGAGACGUUC
This is a messenger RNA of Hemibagrus wyckioides, 6016 nucleotides long. RefSeq names its product cyclin G associated kinase (gene gak). Gene Ontology annotation, cellular component: cytoplasm. Lineage: Eukaryota; Metazoa; Chordata; Actinopteri; Siluriformes; Bagridae. Gene Ontology annotation, biological process: positive regulation of Notch signaling pathway; regulation of clathrin-dependent endocytosis; protein phosphorylation. The transcript has 28 exons. Gene Ontology annotation, molecular function: AP-2 adaptor complex binding; ATP binding; protein serine/threonine kinase activity. Bases 191 to 4066 code for a protein of 1291 amino acids. The record is from RefSeq and is a predicted model, not a curated record.